Molecule: messenger RNA, 1236 nt
Organism: Ophidiomyces ophidiicola
Lineage: Eukaryota; Fungi; Ascomycota; Eurotiomycetes; Onygenales; Onygenaceae
Exons: 5
Coding region: 1-1236 (411 amino acids)
Biological process (GO): glycolipid biosynthetic process
Cellular component (GO): plasma membrane; mitochondrion; lipid droplet
Source: RefSeq, a predicted model, not a curated record
AUGCCCUCUUCUAAAAAUUAUGAUAUCGUGGUCUUAGGAGCCACUGGAUACACCGGAAGGUGUUGUGCUGAACAUAUCGUUCAAAACCUCCCUGCGAACCUAGGAUGGGCUGUUGCCGGAAGAUCAGCCCAAAAGCUCGAGGUGCUUGUUGCUGAGUUAGAAACAAUUGGGAGUGAUAGAAAAGCUCCAGAAGUGCUUCCUGUUCAGCUUGACGGCUCUGAUCUAGACUCUCUUGCGAAGAAAACGAAGGUUUUAAUUAAUUGUGUGGGCCCGUAUCGCUUGUACUCAACGCCAGUGGUAAAAGCCUGCGCGGAAAAUGGCACGCAUUACCUUGACGUGACUGGAGAGAUUCCAUGGGUGAAAGAAAUGAUUGAGAAAUUUGAUGGUGUGGCUAAGAAGACGGGCGCAAUUAUGAUACCAACAGACGGGUUUGAAAGUGCACCAGCGGACCUCGUGACUUGGUCAAUGGUCAGAUUGAUCAAACGACAGUUUGGAGUUAAAGCAAACGACGUUAUCUUAUCCAUUUAUGACCUGAAGGGCGCCGGUAUAAGUGGAGGAACUGCUGCUUCUGUUCUAGCUAGCUUUGAUUUCCUAUCGCUGAAGGAGAUUCGGGCUACAAAUGACCCAUAUUGCCUCUCCGCCUCGAAGCCAGAUAAAAUGCCAUCAACACCUAUUAUGCGAAGGCUUUUUGGUGCGCAUUAUGUUAAAGAUAUUGGUACCGUUACCACGGCUAUUCCGGCAAUGAUAGAUACUCCUAUAGUGCACAGAAGCAGCUCCCUAAUGCCUGAUUUGUACGGGCCAAAUUUUCAUUUCCAGGAAUUUACAAAGGCUCGGAACACUCUCUUGGGUGUUAUCUUACACUGGUGUAUUGGAAUCGUUGCUGUCGGCCUUAUGCUUCCGCCAGUCCGAUGGCUGGCGCGGAGAUUCGUUCCCGAGCAAGGGCAGGGCCCUUCGAAAGAAGAUACAGUUUCAGACCAUGUUGAAUAUCGCGGUGUAGCAACUGCUAUUUCUGGAAACAAGCCUAUCCGGGUUCUAGGGAGGCUUGCAUAUCAGGGAGCCGCGUAUCCUAUGACAGGCAUGCUAGUGACAGAGGCGGCUAUGGUCCUACUUUCCAGUGAAAGGGUUGGCACAGAGCUUACUGGAGGCUUUUUAACUCCAGCCGUAUUAGGUGAGGAGUACACUGAUCGAAUAGAAAAGUGUGGUGUUGUUAUCGAAACUCGGGUUCUGGAGGGCUAA